AUGGUUGUUCACGUAGAACUCGCUCGCCUCCUCGAGGUUGAAAAAACUCUUGAAGAACAGCUCCAAGUCAACGCUGUACAGAAACAGAGACUGACGGAGCUCGAACUGAAACUUCAAGAGCGAGACCAAAAGAUUAACGAGCAAAACGACUUCCUCGAACAGAGAGACACCCUGAUAGAAUUUGGGACGAAAUUCAUUAAGAACAGGGAGAAGAUGAUGAGGAACGAAGCCCUAAACAUCCGAAACGUGGUCAAUCUCUAUGUGGGAAACCUCCAGAAGAAUCAUAUCGAUCUCCAGAAUUACUGUGUGGACCUGAAGGAAACCAUAGUCUCUCUGCAACAACAACUGAAGCAAACAGACCAAACGCUUAUGUAUGUUAAUUCUAAAAGGAAGACGCUCGGGACAGAAGUCGCAAAAUUGAAACAUGAACUGAAGCAGCAGACAAUGACAGCUGAUGAGGUAGUUCAAGAGCGAGAUGAUCUCCAGCUCCAAGUUAAUAAGCUUAAGAAGACCUUAGAGAAAAAGGACAUCCUGAUCGAGAAAGGAAAGGAAUUCAUUGAGAAAAGGGAAAAACGGAUAGAGCUUGUGACUCAAGAAAUCGAAAGCCAGAUCGAUGAUUAUGAGAAAAAAGCCCGUGAGAAACAACUUCAACUGGAGAAUUAUUGUUUGGACCUGCAGAAAGACACAGAAUCUCUGCGGGAACAACUGGAUACAGCAGAUCAACUACAUUCACAAGACGAGGCAAGGAAUACGAAGCUGGAAACUGAACUCUCAAAGAUGAAAAAGCUCCAACAGCAGCAAGAGCAGACGAUCCAAGAGCUGCAGACCACGACACAGGAGCUGCAGGAGGAGCUGGAUGAAGCAGAGAAAAAUCACAUCAAAGAUACAGUUGAAAACAUAAAGAACGUGGGGGAACUUGCCGAGACCAAAAGAGAACUGAAGAAGUCUGAAGCCGAGAAUAAGGCUCUAAAGACUAGUCUUCAGCAGGCUGACAAGGACGCAGAAACCAAGGACCAAACUGUGGCCUACCUGAAGACUUUGCUGUCUGAGAAGCAAACGGCCGAGGAGGCACAGCACAAGAAGGUUCUGCAGGAGCUGGAAACAAAGUUCAAACUUUCCCUGAGCAAAUGUGAAGAGCUGGAGACAUCUUUGAAGGACUCAAAUGAUGAGCUGCGUCAAACCAAGCUCCAAGUGGAAGAGAUUCAGAACGAGUUGGACAAAAGGAUCCAGAAGAAGAGGAGGAGGUGGUGGAAGUGUUGCAGGGAGUAA
This is a messenger RNA of Knipowitschia caucasica, 1269 nucleotides long. Lineage: Eukaryota; Metazoa; Chordata; Actinopteri; Gobiiformes; Gobiidae. The record is from the annotation of a GenBank genome assembly.